AUGAGCAAUCCUUCAAAUCAUGCUAUCGUCUAUGGUGCAUCCGGCCUGAUUGGCUGGGCUCUAGUAAACGAGCUUUUGGGUCCUUAUCCUCACACUGGCUCAUUCUCAAGAGUCACGGCAGUGACUAACCGCCCAUUGAAAUCUGAUACUUACUGGCCAAAGUCAGACUCGCAACGGCCAUUUUUACAACUUGUGUCGGGUAUUGAUCUUUGCAACGGUGACGAGACUGCAUUUGCAAAUAUCAGAGAGAUUGAAACAGUCACACAUGUUUUCUACUUUGUAUUUACGGCAGUUGAGGAUGAUAUAGCAGAAGUUGCUACCAACAGGAAGAUGUUCGAGAGUGUGAUAAACGCCCACAACCUGCUCAGUCCCAACUUACAGUUUGUGGUGUUUGCAGGUGGAACGCGGGGAUACGGAAUAUAUGCUCCUGGGGGUACAUUUACACCUCCUCUACACGAAGAAAUGGUGAACAACUUACCCCCCGAACAAGACAAGACGGUCGUAUACCCAGCGUAUAGGAAGCUUCUUAAUGAAGCAUGCCAAGGGGGUAAGUGGACAUGGUGCGAAAUCUGUCCAGAUAUGAUUGUUGGCUUCACUCCCAACGGGUCUCAAUAUAGUCUUGCUUUGCAUUGGGCUCAGUACCUGUCCCUAUAUGCAUACAAGCAUAACAUAGGACCUGAAGUACAGGAGUCUGGAACAUAUCCUGCCGAAGUACCCUUUCCUGGCAACAUUGUUUGCGCAAAUUCGCUUUUCUCGCCGGUCUCUAGCGGGAAACUAGCACGUUUUGCAAUCUAUGCAUCCCUCCAUCCUGAGGUUUGUGGUGGGGGAAUGCUAUUUAAUAUAGCCGACAGUGAUGUACCUUCUACAUACGGCGAACUCUGGCCUCGACUUGCAGCUUGGUUUGGUCUUGUGGGCGUAGGGCCCACCGAGGCGGCCGAACAUAACACUUUAAAGGCUGGCGAGCUUCCAGAAGAUCGGUCUAUGACUCCCGGGGAGUAUAUCACAAAGUAUAGAGAUAUUUUCUCUCAGCAUGGGCGUUCCAAUGCUCUGAGUGGGGGGUGUGGGGGCUAUUGGCUUAGCUUCGAUCGUCAACUCAGCCUGGAAAGACUGAGGGAAACAGGGUUUAUAGACAAUCGAGAGUCGGCUCAGGGAUGGCUGAACAGCUUUGAGAUGUUCAGACAGGCCGGGCUCAUUCUCUAA
This is a messenger RNA of Penicillium taxi, 1200 nucleotides long. RefSeq names its product SDR family oxidoreductase. The transcript is spliced from 5 exons. The record is from RefSeq and is a predicted model, not a curated record. NCBI's taxonomy places the organism in Eukaryota, Fungi, Ascomycota, Eurotiomycetes, Eurotiales, Aspergillaceae. The coding region runs from base 1 to 1200 and encodes 399 amino acids.